UGCAUCGCGGAACGCAGCGUGAUCGAAAGACACUCAUUAUCAAGUGUAACAUAUACACUUACAUGGGUAUACAGUAAUAUAUUUAAGGUAUAUGUAAUCAAAUAGUUAAAUCUCUAUAGCCAUGAUUCAGACAAUCAGACAUUGUUUAGUUAUGUAUUAACUUCAGUUAAGCAAGUAGUGAACAGUGUUAAACUCUUCAACAGCUGGGGUGUGUGGUGUCUCCCCACAAUUUGUGCUGCAUGCCUGCAGCAGUGCACAAUAUUACGACAGCCCAAGUAGCAUUAAAAAUAUACAUAUUGUAUAUGGGCUAAAAACAUGCAGGCCAGCAGGGUGUUUGCGUUGACAUCCGCUACAGAAUUACCUGCACCUGCGACUGGCCUGCAGCAGGUAACCUGCGAGCACUGCGAUAACCUCACCUUCAAACACAUCAAUGAUUUCAUCAGACACCUGCGCGUGCAACACUGCAGUCAGGAGGGAGGCUCCUUCGUCUGCCGGUAUGGUUACAACGGCGUGUGCUCGAGUCUUCCAGUUGAAGGUGUUUCCGACAAGGAUUACGUAGCCCAUGCCGUGAAGCACGCGGCGACGAUGCAGCAGCAGCAAAAAAAAAGCAAUGGUCAGUUAUUGCUGGCCAGCGGUGUCAGUUCGGCGGUAUCGGGCAUCCCUGUUUCUUGGACGGUAUACUCGGCUGCCCAAAAUCUACCUGCUGUGCUCAACGAUCCUAAUCGAGGCAAACAAAGCAAUUUCCUCACCAAGACCUGGGGCGACUCCUUUGUCGAGAAAGCCGACAUCCCUAAGUGCCCUUACCUGCCUGAAAUAACAGUGCAGCAUCUAGAAUCCUAUUUAAAAAGGAUUGCCAAAAGAUAUAGAAAGCACACGCGUCUCAAUUCCAUCUCAAAUCUUCCUUCCACUUCAUCCUACAAGUUACUACAAAACUUUCCAAAUCUCAGGAAAGUCAGAGCUAUCAGCAGUAGUAAUGGUCCCAUUGAACAUUCGCAAUUUGACUUGAGUAAUAUACCAAAAAUAUUUCUUAAUCCUAAUUUGGAACUUUCCAAAAAGGAAAACUUUGAUCAAGUUUUUGCUUUUUCAAAAGAAGGCCUACUUGGCGAGGGAAGAAAUAUCGUGUCAAAUGUUAAGCAAAUGCAAGAAAAACUGACCCAUUAUUUGGACAUUGUCGAAGUUAGAAUUGCGGAACAAGUAGCAUCUAAAUCUCAAGCUUUUUUUCAUGCUAUGACUUCGCAUGAUGUAUUGAUGGAGCAAUUGACACAAACUAUUACAAUCUUGAAAGCUCUGCGAAAAAACAUUAAUGAAAUUGAUAAUAAGCUUGUCAAAAAUUCAUUUCAAGUUUUGAGAUUGGAGCGCUUGAGGUGUAAUCAUUUAUUAGUGCAAGAAAAAUUAAAACUCAUAGCAACAGUUCAUCAAAGUCAACCAAUGAUUCAGUCAUUGCUGUCAACGCCAGAUUACGUCGCCGCAUUGGAUGUUAUUUCUACGACUCAAGAAAUAUCGUUGCAAGAGUUGAAUGGAAUUCACAGUUUUCGGCACUUGGGGUCACAAUUGUCAGAAAUGGAGAAACUCAUAAAUAAGAUGUUAUAUACCGAGUUCGAGAGGUAUGCGACGGCAGAUUUAAAUCGACCUUUGUCAAGUGAUAAUACUGUGCUGGAUGGAGAUAAACUGGUAUCCAUCAUAUCAGGACUUUUGCGCCAAAAACACUUUCAGUUUAUAGAUAUUUAUAAAGAGGAGGCAAUGACAACUGUUAGAGCAAUAACAAAACAACGUGUCAUCGAGUCUUUAGCUGAUAGCGACUGUUGUAGCGAUCAACAAGCGGCAGCUUUAGAAGUUGGCGGUCUCCCUCUCAACGAGCGAUUAAAACUAUUAGACAAUACGAUACAUUCUUUGACAUCGCUUUUGCAUCGAAUUAAGACGGUACAUAACGUCAUAAAAGAUACGGCAGAUUUGGCAGCAGGGAAAUCGUCGUCAGAAAGAUCCAAUGAGUCAUUGAUAGAUCAGCUGUUAUCGGAUGUAGAUCAUACGCGCGUGACAACAAAAUUAUCAGAUUCGUUGAUUUCCAUAUGCGAUUACUGCCAUGAAAGAUUGGGAAAUCUUGUUUCUGCAAGUCCCUCUGACAGUGAUAAAGAUAAGGGUUCCAUCGAUGGAUCUUUCAGUAAAUUUGAUAAAGAUUCGUUGAGCUGGAACGAUAAGUCUUGGUUAAGUGAAACAGCAUCUACCUCGCAAGUUUGCAAAUUGGCGAAUAUUGUCGACAACUUUACGGACACAUGUGAAAAAUUGUGUGGAAAACAGUGCAUAGCCCUUCGUUCCGCUUUCAAGGCACAAGCGAGUAAAUUUGUACAAAAAUUCCAUACGGAACGAAAAAUAACAUUGAGUCACGUACUUGACUCGGAACGGUGGAAACAAGCCGAUGUUCCUCCCAAGUAUCAGGCACUGGUGACUUACGUUCAUAAAAAUGAAAGUUUUCCAUACGAACUGGGUAAAGAAGAUAUUAUCAACAGUGAUAAAAUUGCCAAUGUAAUAAGUAUAGGGGAUGAAAAAUAUGCCAUCGUUUGGGCUGUUUUAAUAUUAAUUCAAAUCAUCCACGAGUACUGCAGAACUGGUAGUGAACUGUCAGCCUUGUCUGGAAUGAUUGGUCGUCAACUUGCCGAAUUGCUGCGUCAUUACAAUUCUCGUUGCUGUCAACUCGUAUUAGGUGCUGGCGCUAUGCAGGUUGCCGGACUCAAAACUAUCACCAGUACAAUACUUGUCUUGGCUGCACGAAGCUUAAAACUAGUACUAUGGCUAAUGCCUUUUGUUAAAGCUCAUUUUCAAGCUUUAGCAGAACAGAGCUGUUAUCACAGCGUCGCAGGCAUGCCAGCCACGAGCGGAGGAGUUGCAUUACUCGAUACUGUAGAGCGUGAUAUUCGAUCUCACAUUCUCGAGAUAGAUGGAAAGAUAUUAACUAUUGUUGAUAAUCUUUUGGGAGGUCAAAUUUCUAGUUGGGCUGCCAAGCCACCUGUGCCAUCCCAAUCGUUUAGAAAUAUUUCAAGGCACUUGGUUAAACUACACGAAGCGGUAUCUGGCAUUCUGCCGAACGACGAGGUCCAAGCGCUCUAUAGAACGGUGAACACGUCUUUCAAAGAAAAGCUUAAGGAACAGCUGGUAAAAAUGAACAUUGUCAACAACGGUGGUCCCCAACAUGGCGUCGUUACUUCCGAGCUCACAUUCUACCUGGAGACAUUAAGAAACCUCAAAGUUUUUCCCAUAGAGGAGUUGGGCAAUGAUUGUCUCGAUGACGUUUGGACUAGAUAACAUGCAGAGCGUGUUGUGUAUUGUAUUAUCGAUGCAAUCAAGCACCACAGGUACAGCUGACCAAUGGCAUUAUUUUCCAUGUCUAUCAUGUGCUCUGCAACGUAUUGCAAACGAAAUAGUACUGAUUCUGUAUUCCAAAGCACUGGGAAGUUAUUGAUGUUCUGAUUUUAUUUGCCUUACAUACAUGUCUACAGCGCGAAAAAAAGUAAUUCACGUUGUUUUAAUGCGUAAAUAUUUGCAAAUAUCACGAUUUUCAAAUUAAUAAAAAAUAGACUGAUACGACCAGAAUUAAAAUUCAUAUGACGAGGUAAUGGUUGGACCAAAAAGUGCAAAUAACCAAUAAAAGUGUUUAAUCGCUAUAUACUAGGCCAUACUUAUUAAGAUUGGUGAUUUUAAAAAUAACAUAUAUAGUGAGGAUACAAAAUCUAUUUACUGCCACUGGCCGUUUUUUGCUAUGAUUUAUAGUUUGUUUCGCAGUAUGUUGAUUUGACUUGUAAAUAUAGGAGAGAGUUCGUAGUUCAAAUUUUAUAAUCAGAAUUUUGUUACUAUCGUUCACCUCAGACGUGACAUUUUUUAUCAAUUAUAUGCUGUCAAAUGAUUUUUAUAUGCUUCGUAGAGUUAAAGUUUGUUUUUCCAUGCGUUCAUUUUUUUUUUGCUCAAUCCUGAGGUGUAAAUAGUAAUACAAAUCGAAUGCGAAUAUUAACCGGUUCAAAAAUACUAAUGUUAACAACUUAUGGGGUUAUCCGAAGUAAAGUGUCAUCUAAAAUUGCUUUGGAAUGUACGAAAUUAUUUUUCUGAAAAUUUAAAUUGUAUUUUGUUGUAAAUAGAAUAUUGUUAUUAUAAAGUCAUCGCAGGAUCUCACCGCAGAUUCUUAAAAAGACUGAUACAUUUUUUAAUUAAAUCACUAUCAUGCAAGCUGUCCUACUAAAAAUGUCUGAGUCAAACAUAAUCACAGAAAAAAGCUUUUUGUAAAGCAAUUUGUAUUUUGCCAAAAAUUUUAUUAUAUUUAUAAUGCAUGAUAGACACGCAAGAGUCACAAUUCAUACAAUGUUUACCUGGGUUUGAGUUUAUAUAUCACUUGAAAANA
Copidosoma floridanum is the source of this 4384-nucleotide messenger RNA. RefSeq names its product VPS54 subunit of GARP complex scat (gene scat). The record is from RefSeq and is a predicted model, not a curated record. Gene Ontology annotation, cellular component: GARP complex. NCBI's taxonomy places the organism in Eukaryota, Metazoa, Arthropoda, Insecta, Hymenoptera, Encyrtidae. Gene Ontology annotation, molecular function: syntaxin binding. Gene Ontology annotation, biological process: retrograde transport, endosome to Golgi; Golgi to vacuole transport.